UCUACCUGGACCAAUCGCGUAAGACCACGAUCGCAAUGGCGGCGUGGCUGAAUAGUUUUGUGUUAUCGGGUGGUUGGUUAGGUAGAGGCUUGUAAAGCCAGCAAUUUUGUUUUCUUAUAUGCUGAAGUGUUCAUCUUGCUGUGGCUCAACUUUUUAUUCAGUCAUGUACCAUUGCGGUUUCUUACUGGUCUUACUAGACCUGUCUUUGGAUGUGGUUGGAAGUAUUUCCCAAUUAGAAAUUGACAAGCACUUAGAACUAGGUAGAGAAUUUUUAGCAAAGGGCCAGUUACAAGAUGCACUCUCACAUUAUCAUGCAGCUGUUGAGGGUAAUCCGAACAAUUAUUUGACAUACUAUAAAAGGGGCACAGUGUAUCUAGCAUUAGGUAAAGCCAAAUUUGCACUUCUUGAUCUUGAUAAAGUUCUGGAAUUGAAGCCGGACUUUACCUCUGCAAGAUUGCAACGUGGUAAUAUAUUGUUUAAACAAGCUCAGUUUGAUAAAGCAGAGGUUGAUUUUCGAGAUGUACUGGCAGCUGAACCACACAAUUCAGACGCCUAUUCUGCCUUGUAUAAAAUAGCACCUGCCCAAGAAGAUUUAUUAGUCGUAGACAAAUUAAUUAGAAGCGGAGAUUAUGCAACAGCUGUACAACAGUUAACCAGAGUCAUUGAAGUUUGUCCAUGGUCAGCUGAGCUUAGGCAACGCAGAGCCGAAUGUUAUGAGAUGCUUGAAGAUUAUGUUAGUGCUAUCUCUGAUGUACGUUCUACAACCAAGUUACAGUCUGAUAAUACGGAAGGAUAUUUGAAAUUAGCUACAUUGCACUAUCGACUCGGACAAGUGGAAGAAUCUCUAAAGGAAAUUCGAGAAUGUUUGAAACUUGAUCCGGAACAUUCAAAAUGCUUUUCGUUCUAUAAGAAAAUUAAGAAAAUAGCGAAACUGCUAGCGGAUGCAGAGACAUAUGAGAGUGAGAGAGAUUACAUUAGGUGUAUAAGUUCAGCUCAGCCUGUACUUAAGCUCGAGCAACAAAUAGUCAACGUACGUUUUAUCGCUCAUCACCUACUUUGUAAAUGUUUCACUGGUAACUCGGAGCAAAGGGAGGCAAUUAAAAAUUGCCAGGAGGCAUUAAAGAUAAGGAAAGAGGCUACAGUAUAUUGUGACAGCGCGGAAGCGUACCUUGCGGCCGAUAUGUUCGAUGAUGCAAUUAGAGAUUUUAAGGAAGCUCUAGAAAUCGAUAUGAGCUUGCAGAGAGCGAAACGAGGUCUGCAUAAAGCACAACAACGACAAAAACUGUCCGAGUCACGAGAUUAUUACAAAAUUUUGGGUGUGCCAAGAACAGCGACGAAACGUGACAUUAUCAAGGCGUAUAGGAAAGCUGCACAAAAGUGGCACCCCGAUAACUUUCAAGAGGGAGAGGAGAAGAAACGGGCGGAAGAACGAUUUAUCGACAUUGCCGCUGCCAAAGAAGUACUGACCGACGAUGAGAAGAGAGCAAAAUUCGACCAAGGUGAAGAUCCGUUGGAUCCUGAAUCAGGGAAACACCAACAAGGUUUCAACUCCUUCCAAGAAUUCCAUCACUUCCAUGGUUCUCCCUUCCAGUUUAAAUUCCACUUUAAUUAGUCAAUUUCUCAUUCUCUAUUAUGGUACUAGCCCAAAUAAAUUUCCUAAAUUUUCAUAAUGCCGCUGUAUACGCGACGCGAUUUUUGCUAUCUAUAGCUGGAAUUUAAUUUUGCUAAUCUACCUCGUCGGUAGUCAUACGUCUUGUAUCUGCAUGGGAGCCAGAAGACUGUGCGCGAAAAAAAUAGUAAUCAGUAAGUCAAGAAUCACUGACCAAAUAUAACUGAUCUUAAAACCUCGAUUGAAAAUUAAGUUCUCUGAUUUACGCAUUGAAUUAAAUUCAAACCAUUGUUUUUCGGUCGGCAAAUAACUUAAAUGAAGUUCAUACUGUACACAGUGUAAAUAAUGCAAGCAUUUAAUUAAACGCGUUAUUCAUGGUGAUUUCGAGUAACUGACUUGCUGAGUAACUACUAAACAAUACACUUGAUGCAGACUGAACGUAUAAUCAAUUUUCAGUAAACGAAGAUAUUCUGUACGUGUAAAUAUCGUACCGUCGACAAGGGAAACGAAGUUAAUUGAACUCGCAUUUUAAUAAAAUCAUAUGUAGGAUGUUUGCAGUGAAAUGCUGCCACCUAAACUAUUACGGCGGCGGGCUGUGGAUAAUUUAUAGAGAGCGGAUUUUUAUGCAUAGUAAAUUUGUGUUAAUUAACGUUUUAUUUAAGAUGUAGCAUGGUAUGCGUCCUGAGGAACGUAUUGCCGAUCUUUUGAUCUUUAAAAUUGGUAACAUAUGUACGUGCAUUUUCAUGCUUUGUCUUUUUCUGUUACAUAUAUUCAUAUUUUUCCGUUAAAUGCAUAAGAUCCGCUGUCUAAUAAUUGACAGUAUCCUCAAAUUGUACGAUGAUUAGAUGGAGUGCAUAAUACGAAAAGCGAUUCGCGAUAAUUAUGAUCAUCGAGUACAGAUGCACAUGGGAAUAUAAGUAUCGCAGUCACUGUAUUCGAUGUUAAUGAAACAAACAUGUAGGACAAUGCUGUGCGCGUGUUGUGUUUGCAUGAGUGUGAGAGAACUUUAUGUAAAUACUGUAUCUUUGAUAUUUGUUUAAAUAUAUUUGAAUAAUUUAUACAUACAUA
Ceratina calcarata is the source of this 2677-nucleotide messenger RNA. It is a transcript of the gene P58IPK, whose product is annotated as dnaJ homolog subfamily C member P58IPK. The record is from RefSeq and is a predicted model, not a curated record. NCBI's taxonomy places the organism in Eukaryota, Metazoa, Arthropoda, Insecta, Hymenoptera, Apidae. Gene Ontology annotation, molecular function: protein-folding chaperone binding; misfolded protein binding. The coding region runs from base 119 to 1612 and encodes 497 amino acids. Gene Ontology annotation, biological process: protein folding in endoplasmic reticulum. Gene Ontology annotation, cellular component: endoplasmic reticulum. The transcript is spliced from 6 exons.